This is a messenger RNA of Morus notabilis, 2293 nucleotides long. RefSeq lists its product as uncharacterized. Gene Ontology annotation, molecular function: protein binding. NCBI's taxonomy places the organism in Eukaryota, Viridiplantae, Streptophyta, Magnoliopsida, Rosales, Moraceae. The record is from RefSeq and is a predicted model, not a curated record. The coding region runs from base 57 to 1985 and encodes 642 amino acids. The transcript is spliced from 2 exons.
AGAAAAAAGAACAUACCUAUAUCACAAACUCUCAAUCGAGAUUUUCCAAUUGGAACAUGUCUGGAAUUGAUCAGCAAACUAGCUGCUCCAACCCUUCUCGUUUCUUCUGCGCCAUGAGCGAGCCAAACCCAUCUCGCAGAAGAUCAAAACUCAUCAACUUCUUCAAAGAAAUGCCUCUAAGAGACGACCAAGAACAUGUUCUUGCGCUGAAUGGUCUUUGGAACAUCGCAAUGAAGCACCCCAACGACCCGGAAUUCCCAUCUCUCGGAGUGUUUGAAUGCCUUGGAAGGCUAAUCCAAAGAGCCGUCAGUGACAAGAGAUGGCUGCUCCACGAUCAAAACAUCUAUAUCCCUUACUAUGCAGCUCAUGUUAUAGGCUCAUACACAAUGAACAAGGCUGAGUUCGCAGACAUGGCCGCGAAGUCGGGGGUGGUUUUGCCAUUGAUGGAGCUUCUGAGGGGAAAGAUCACUUGGGUCGAGAAGCGAGUCGCGGUUAGAGCUCUCGGGCACAUGGCUAGCCAUGACACGAGUUUUGAAGCCAUUGCGGCGCUUCAUGAACGUGAGAUUGUGGAAUUAGCCAUGGAAGUAGCUUCUACUUGCGUGGAAGAGGUUUAUGAAGAGUUUGCUUGUGUGAAGGAAUUUAAGAGAUUGAAUUACCAUUGUAAUUUGCUCACAAGAGGGCUUGGAGUGUUGGAGACAGAGAACAGAAAAGCCGAGGAAUGGGCUAGUCAGCUCCAGUGUUGGUCAUUGUAUCUUCUCAAUUGUUUUGCAUGCAGAGAAAGGUCUUUGAGUUUGAUUUGUGAUAAAGAGUUCUUGAAAAAAGUGUGUAAAAUGUGGGGCGGUUUGACUAAUCCUAAAUCACCGGCUGGGAUUGGACUGAUCAGAACUUUGUGCAAGACCGAAAGCGGAAGACAAAGUUUGGCUGAUUUGGAGGAAGUUAUAGAGGCAAUAUGUAAUGUCUCAAGGUCAUCAGAUGAUUAUCAGAUGAUGGGAAUUGAUUGCCUUUUGCUUCUUCUCAAAGACCCAGAAAGCAGAUAUAAAGUCAUUGACAUUGCAGUUUUGUUUCUUGGCGAUCUUGUGGAGCUUGGAAGUAGAGAAGGAAGGCCAAAAGUUGGUCAGAGAAUCACACAGGCGCUUCUCCAAGAUUACCACAAAAUAAAGUAUGGGAAAAUGAGGUUGAGGAGUGAGAAAGCGGAGAAAAUGUUGGGGGAGAUAUGGGAUUUGAAGGUUGAUAGGAAGAGGAGAGAGAAGUUACUGUGUGAACAUGAGAUUAGAGAGAGAAAAUUGUCGGCGGCGAAAUUGAAAAAACAAGGGAAUCUAUACUUUUGGUCAGGGGACAUAGAAAAGGCUGUGAUGAAGUACUCGAAAGCUUUGGACUUGUGUCCAUUGAAAAGGAGGAAAGAGAGAAUUGUGCUUCAUAGCAAUAGAGUUCAGUGUCAUUUACUAUUGAGAGACCCGGAAUCAGCCAUUAGUGACGCAACAAGAGCACUUUGCCUAUCCAGUGAGGUGAGUCCUCAUGGUAAGAGCCUGUGGAGGCGAUCGCAGGCUUACGAUAUGAAAGGGUUGGCACGAGAGAGCUUGAUGGACUGCUUGAUGUUUGUCAAGGGCAGGAUCAGGUCUGACAAGACCAAACGUGAGAGGAUACCGUACUACGCUGCGCGUAUGAUGAACAAGCAGAUGAAUGCCACGUGGAUUUUCGCAUCCGCGGCUAGGUUAAGGUCGCAUAACAAAGGAGAAGACGACAAAGUACGUGAAACCAACGGCCGUGAUGAAGUUGAUAACAUGGUGAUAAAGAUCAACGGUCUUCCAAGUGAGUCCGUCAAUAUGGAAAAGCCAUGGAGGAGAAGAAAGCUAGAAAUGGUAGGACGUAGUGGAAAAGAGUUUCGCCGUCAUCACCAGAUUGGCAGUUCGGCACACAUGAAAAAAGGUAAGAAUCUAGAGAGCUCAAUCAAUGCUGUGAGACACAAUAUAGGAGUUGGACUGUGAAGAUUGAUCAAUGAAUAUUGACCGUUGAUCAUUAGCAUGCGGGUCAAACGUCAACUGGACUAUGAAGAUUGAUCAAUGAAUAUUGACUGUUGAUGAGCGUGCGGUCCAGCGUCUCCACGAUACGAUGAGUACAGUAUAUGUAGUACAUGUAUUCAUAUUCUGGUUUACGGAACCUCCACGCGUACAUACUGUACAUUUCAAUGUAAUUCAGAAAUAUCAGAACAAAAGCCUUCAGUUUCAUCCAUAAAGAUAGGGACCCAUUACGCCAAAUUCAAGAUAGCAAUGUUAGAAAUCCCUCUCUUUGGAAA